GGAGAGCCGCGGCGGCGGCAGAAACAGCAGCGCCGUGGAAGGGGUGCGAUUCAAAUUGCCCUAUAGGUAAAGCCUGUUGCUGCUGCACGGGCGUAGAGCAGAGCUGGCGGAGAGGAGCAGCAGUUUGUCGUGCCCGGCCUGCACAUCAGCACACGCACGAGCUAGAGAGUGAGAGAGUGAUAUAUAGAGCGAGGCAGCCCGCUGAGCAACGGGCCAGUAAUGUGCGCUGGUCGGCACAAAUCGGGAGAUUAUGGAUAGGCUGCCGAAUCUGACGCGCGGUGUAGACGAUUCAAUACCCAUACCAGGCCAAAACUGCGUGCUGGGCUCGUCUGGCUUCUUACUGGAUGGGACGUUGGUCACCUCGCCGUCAUGGGAGUCCGUCAACCAGGAGCUGAGGUGGUUUUUUUUAUUGCACACCUAUGCUUUCGCCUGUCUCUUUUUCGUACUGAGUUUCUACACGUUUUUCUCCUUACUAAACUUAAGAUCUUUAAUCUCGACUCCUCCCCUCAUGUCCACGAUAAACAUUAAUCUUUGCCUGCUCGGCGCCUCAAGGUCAGGCUGCCUUUUUAUAGAUCCUUACAAUCUUAAAGAGAUUAUGCCAAAAGUCAUCGGAUCGAUCACCUGGGAUAUCGGAUUUCCCUUCAUUACCUCGGCGUUCUGUCUCAUCCAGCUGGCUUUUCUUCAGCUCACUCAGGUGAAGUUCGGCCUGGAAAAGUUCCAGAAGGAGACCUACCUCAGCCUGAUGAUAAUCUUUCACUUCUCCUGCAUCAUCAUCAGCGACGUGAGCCUCGCUUUCCACGUGAGCUACAUAGCCACCUACGUGGUCCAAGAUGUUUUCCUGCUCUGGGGCAUAGUUUUGUACGUGACCUUCCUCUACGCGGGCUACAAGGUCAAGGCCCUGCUGAGAACCUUACCCUCGAAUCUGCUGACGCGCGACAAUUCGGGCGCGAAUCAGAAAGGCAUAAUGCAGCUUGCUAUGCUAGCGCCUUAUAAUAACUUAGCCACGUCUGUCGCUGCUGCGCUCGUACCUACCCUGCUUGGUCCGAAGCUAAAAGCCUUCGACGACAGCGAGCCCAACAAAGGCCCUGACACUAAUCCCAGCUUAAACUCCAUAUCGUACAUCGUAGCCCAGCGCGGCGGCUCGGUCAAGUCGAGCUAUCGGGUGCAGCAGGAGAACGAGAAGAACAACCGCCAGGACGAGUCGUUCGCCCAGCCCAUCUCAACAGUGCCUGAGGUCUACGUUCGGCCGCCAACCCCGACGCCCUCGAUCGCUAAUCUGCCGAUCAUCACCGUCUCCAGCCCGAGCAGACGGAGUUCACUGGCCAGUCGACGGGGCAGCGAUGUUUCCGGCCGUAAUUCCAGACGAGCUUCCGAGUGCAGCGUGAGGUUCGUCAACGAGGAAGACGCGUCGCCGAAUGCCGAAUUUAGCUCUGUACAAAUAGGCAAGCGGAGCCCGGAGCCGGAGUCGAGUCCGCGACAGUCGCCGUCGCUGGAUCGGCCGCGUACCCCCGAGGGUAUUCUACGCCGCAAUUCCGAUUGUAUCAGCACGACCCCGACUGGCAGCAACAAGGAUCUGCGUCGCUCGUCUGACUUCGGACACGAGAAGAAUCGCUCGCAAUUCGCCACCAAACUGAGACGCAACAGCGAUUUUGGCAACCGGACGCCAAGGAGGGCUCAACAGGAGCAGGAACAGUCAAAGCUCGCCAGGAUACUCGACGUCAGUCCUACCGGCUCUAGGAGAAACUCCGAUCUGGGCGGCCUAGCAGCGGCAAAAGUGGUGGAAUCUCGUCGCAACUCGGACGUCUCCUGUCGCAGCAGCGAUCGUCGCGGCUCUGACGUAUCGCAGAUCAAGCCUCUCGUGAUCAACCGGCGCAGCAGUGACAUCAGUAUCCAAAAUCUUGACAAGAGCCCAACACACUACAGCCCAAACUAUCUACCGGACGAGAAGACUGAAUCGCAGCAACAGCAGGAAUUGAAGUCGGAGUCAGAUUCGGAUCAACCGGACAAUUACUACGGGAACGAGAAAGCCGCUCUUAUGAACGGCGACAAUAAACCCAAGGACGAGGAUCAGGGCAAGUCGCGCAAGAAGAAUCUCUCGUGGAAGUGCGACAAGGUCAAGAAUGAUCAGGAGGAUAUUACCGCUGAGACGAGCCUACUGCCGGAGGUUCAGCAGCAGGGUCGAGUCACGGGCGCGGACUUUACACUUCAUUCAAUAUUGAAUCACAUCGCGUACGUCAAUCGAGCCAAGUCGGAUACGCCACUGCACAUACCCGAAGCGUCGACCGCCGCAGCGAGAAGGGCGCAGAUCAAGAGGGUCCUAAAUGUCACCUACGCCACAGCCAUCCUCGGUAUCAUCCUCUGCAUCGCCGAAGCUGGACGUAUCUUCGGGCCUUACGGACUGCUCGCCAACGUGGUGAAGCACAACACUAAGCCCACGGCUGAUCAAUAUCCUCGUCCCUGGCCCUGGAUAAUCUACCAAACGGUGUGUCGUCUUCUGGAGUUGAUAAUGGCUUGCGCGAUGGCGAGCAUCACGAAACAACCCUCAGCCAGUCCCCGGCAUCAAUAUCUGAGUAACUACCCCAACUACAAUCUGCGGAUGAAGCAACGGGAGAACCUCUACAUCUAAAGCAAUAUAUCACAGCGUUAUACGCGUUCGUAUAAAAAACUUCGAAUAGAAAGAAGCUCAGUUAUCUGAUAAGACUGAGAGUGCGACCCAGGAUGCCAAAAUUAUAUACUUCUCAAUUGCUCCUCCACACCUUUUCCUGCAUCCUCUUGCGAUCCGUAUAUACAUAAUAGGAUAUAAAACGCCGAAGUAUAUUCUUGUUGAAUGGAUGACCCGCGAAAUAUUAGUAGAUGAAGAUUUCUCCAAUUGGAACUCGAUGUAAAUAGGAAAGGUACAUUGUCGUAUAUCCAAAUUCGAAAGAUUUGUAAAAUACUAUGAUUUGCAGUAUUUUUCCAUUUUCAAAGUCGUCGCGACGCGCAUGUGUUUAUUUGGACUAUGUUGCAGCAUGCUCAUCUUUUUAUUAUCCACGAGAAAAACGAUUAUGCUAUUUCAUUAGACACGUAAAUUAAUAUACUUAAAAGUCAAUUUCAUAAUUCGAUUACGAGAGAUAAAAGAACUAUGUAUUGGUAAUUGAAUGCUCAUUUGCUGACUUUGAAAAAGAUAAUUUUGUUCUAUAUACUUUGACAGAAACUUUUUCGCAAGGCCAUAUUAUCUUUAUUUAUAUGUGAAAUUAAGUUAAAGAUAUGAAGUCAUUGUAUAAAGUAAUUUACUUUUAUAGCUUAAAAGUAUUCUACUGGUGAAUUUUUUAUACACAGAGAAGUUUAUCUUUAAGGUAUCAUAAUUUUCAUUGUAUAUUCAUUUAAUUUAUUGCUCUCUUCAUACUGCUACAAAUAUUACUUGUAUAAUUUGACUAGUCUAAUUGUUUUUUACAAUUUUUUAAUUAAAAACAAAAGAAAAAAUCUUUUUCUACCGAUAGCAUAAAACUCGUAAAUGUUACCGUUAUGCAAUGUAUUGUUCAUUCCAACUUUUGAUGAAAGGAAAAUAAUUAUAAUUGUGCUCUAAUACGCAUAAUUUUCAGAGAUGAAAUGUAACAAUUUAAGCGACUUUCAUGAGAAUAGAGAUAUAAAUGCAGCAAUAGGUCAGUGUAACAUUUUAAAAGGAACUGUGUUCAUACAAAGUACAUUGAUCAAGUGCAUUUUUUAAUAUCGUAUACAGUUACACCAACGCAAAAUAUUAUUUUUUACUACUAAUCAACUCAGUGAAAAUUUACUUAGCGCUGAGAAGUAAUAGUAUUACGAUUUUCUGUUAUUACGUUAUCACCAGACUCGAUUGCUAAAAUAUACUUUUCAAUAAAAUACUGUUUUUACGUAGGAUUGGUAUUUGUGAUACUGACUUGAGUGAAAAAAGGAAACACUUGAUAUCUGUUAGCGUGUCGCGGCUCCACGUAUAUUGUUUUCUAUCAAACGACGUUAAUCUAUAUAGUCGCGACAAUAAAAUGACUGUACAUAUAAAUUAGCAUAGUAGAAUGAUAUAUUGACACUAUACUUUUGCACAGUGAUCUUCGAUUCGAGGAGGAGAAAACUCUUCGAAAUUCUUAUUUAUUUUACAAAGUAUUUUUUAUCGAUAAGUUUAUUUAAGGAAGUAUACACAUAUUUUAUAACCAACUGAAACGUGCGUGAUACUAAUGUUAAUUACUAAUAAUAUUUUAUAGUGAUUAAUUAUUCAGUCGUUUCGAAUUUCGGAGAGAUUUUUUUUCUUUGAUAUAAUGUUUCUUGAAAAUCACUAAACUUACAAAAACCUUUUUAAAGUGCCCUAUUCUUAAAUGUUGAAUAAUGAAACAAAAAAGUUGUUUAAUACUAAAAGAUAAAUGUCUAAAUGGUUUAUUUACAAAUAAAACUUGUAACAGUGUUGUGAUUCUAAAUGUGAUAAAUGUUUAAAUGUGUAGCAGUAAAAACUAUUUUGUGCCCAUUGUAAGCUGUAUAUUUACUGCGUACGAUAAAGUUCUAUUCUCUGCAAAACGAUUAUUUAUUAACACUUUUUGACGCGGAAUAAGAAUACUAUACCGUCUAUUGUUUUUACAUUGUGAAUACUCUGAAUCGCAUUGUAAACAAUCAUCUUGUCCUUACGAACACUUUCAUGAAGAUUGAGUUAUUAAUAAACCACAUAUAGUAGCACUCGGUACGAAAUAACAACUUUAAAUGCUAGUUCGAGUAACUUCCGAGAAAAAUACUAGAAUAAUUUUGAGGAUGAUGAUAAGUUUUGUAAUUAAAUAAAGAAACCGAAGUAAGUGAUCACUUUUAUGCUGGACAGAUCGAAUAAAAUGUCUGCUUACUUGAGAAGCUAUAAUGUUUCAAAAACAUACUCAAUCAAGAAAAAAAAUAUGAGGAAUAAAAUUUAUUUCACUUUAAGUAAAAUUUUGAAAUAACUUUUCGGCGCGUUUAUUUUUGAUAAACAAAAUAGUGCGGUUCAGGGAUUUUUUUCGUACUGAUUACGAUUACAUUCUGAGAGUGUUGCUGGCAAUUGCUCAUUGUUAAACCGUGUAAGUUUAUAUGGAUACUUGUUUAAGUUUUCUAUCCAAGCAUAAAGGACCAUGACUUAGAAUUAAAGUUUUUAGAAAGUUAUAUCGAAUACCUUUGAAGUAUAAUAAAUGUUUUAAUGUGCCAAAUAUUCAUGUUAAAUACUUUUCAGUGUUAAAGAUUGUGCGACUUCGAAGAAAGAAACUUCAACAAAAUUAUAUUAGUCACCAUAUACGUAUUGUUACAGAAAAACGACUAUUUAUAUACCAAUGUUAUGUAUACAUAUUAGCAUCAACGCUAAACCUGGCGUUUGAUGAACUUCCUAGAUAAAAUAUGCAGUGUACAUUAAUAUUUUUAUGAAUAGCCAAUACGAUUCAAAGAUAUCUAUAUACUUUCGAUACCUUAAAACUUUUUAAUGCAGCACGAGACAAUAUUUGUCAAUGAGAUUAAACGGUUGAACUAAAUUUUCGAAUCGAUAUAGUAGCAACAAAAAUGGAAGGGUAACACAUAUGGAUUACCACGCAUUUCAUAGAAGUAACUUUUUGUUUGCAAGGUUGCUUAAAUGAAUAAUUUUAUUGAUAAGACUGAAAAAUCAACAUUAUCAUAUAGUUUAAGCUUUUUGCUUUGAAACAGAUAUUUUAUUUCGUUUCGUCAUAACUAUACAAUUGAGGUUUAUUGUUAGAAAAAAAAAACAGUUUACUAUAAAACUAAGCAUUAUAGAGUCUAUCUGGUAAAACUAUUUAUGCUAUCAAAAACCGAAAAAUAAACAAAAAGUUGCUAAUACCUGCAUCCACGUUUGAAACAAUAUAAAAAGAUAUAUUAUAGUGUACAAGAAUUCGUUGUCUUUCGAUUGUUUAGCAUCUAAGUACUGUGCAUUGCAGUGUGCAAGUUGUAUUAGAUAGACCUGUCAAUAACAUCAAAUCUUGUAAGUAGCAAUACGUCAUUGAAGAAUUUUGUGAAAUUGGAUUAAACUUAACUCCGAUUCUUUAGACCUUUUUAUUCACGGGUUGGAAUUGAGUGUGGUAUACAUUUUUAAAAUAGUUUUAAAAAACGUAACUUACAACGUACAGAUAAUGAUUUGAAAACAUUAUAUGAAAUAAAAAAUGUAUGUAUGGAAGUACAUUAAUAAUAAAAAAAGUUUUAAAAUUGUUAUGCAAUUUCAUUUGGAAAUACAGAUGUUAGUCUGAAAAUUAAAAUAGUCCAGAAGAAUGAAAUAAGUUUUUAUAUUUAAUUAAAUGUUACAAUUGCAUUUCUUUGAUACCAUGAAAAAAUAAAAAAGAAA
This is a messenger RNA of Nasonia vitripennis (jewel wasp), 6301 nucleotides long. RefSeq lists its product as uncharacterized. NCBI's taxonomy places the organism in Eukaryota, Metazoa, Arthropoda, Insecta, Hymenoptera, Pteromalidae. The transcript has 11 exons. The record is from RefSeq and is a predicted model, not a curated record. The coding region runs from base 251 to 2626 and encodes 791 amino acids.